Molecule: messenger RNA, 2088 nt
Organism: Triticum urartu
Lineage: Eukaryota; Viridiplantae; Streptophyta; Magnoliopsida; Poales; Poaceae
Source: RefSeq, a predicted model, not a curated record
GCCAGCCCAAGAGGCCCCGGACACCCUCGUCCUCCACCGGACCACCGCGGCGCCACUCCCCUUCGUCGGCCGCCACCCUCUCCGCCGGUCCCCUGCCUUCGCCUCCACUCCGUCCGCGAGCCCGGCAGGCGACGCCGGAGGCCAAACCCCACCGCCCGCCCUAUCAAACACCCCCUCUAACUUUGCCUCCCAGAUGGUCUCCUCCAGCCCCGCCCCCACGGGGGCGGCGGUGCCCGAGUCACCGUCCACCAUCACGGACGGCGCCGUCAGCGGCACACUCCCGCGGACGGAGGCCUUGGCCGUGCACUACCCCGGAUACCCCUCCUCUCCCGCUCGCGCUACCCAUACCCUCGGCGGCCUCCCCGCCAUCGCCAAGGUCCGGAGUUCCGACCCCGGCUCCCGCCUCGAGCUCCGCUUCCGCCCGGAGGACCCCGAUUGCCACCCGACCUUCGGCGAGCCCCGCGCCUCCACCGGCCUGCUCCUCCGCCUCUCAAGGCCCAAGGGAGGCUCCGCGCCACCGCGUGCUGAGGUGGUGGCGCGCGUCCGGACCGCCUACCAUUUCGAUGGCAUGGCAGAUUUUCAGCAUGUCGUCCCAGUUCAUGCUGCUCAAGUGAGAAAAAGAAAACGGUUAGAUUGUCCCAAUGUUAAAGAUGAUUUGGGCACUGAUAAGGCAGGAGGUCUAGACACGGAUGAUGGAGAUGUCAUGAUGUUGGUACCACCGCUUCUACCAUCGACCAAUGCACUAUCCAAGAGCAUGCAAAGGGGAGUUGUGCGGCAUCGGUGGGAGAUGGAUAUUGAACCAACCCUUGCACUUCCUUUCAACAUUCAAGCUGUCCCCAAGAAGGUUAACUGGGAAGACCACAUACCAAGGAAUUCGUCAGAGUGGGAUUCGCAGAUGGCUGUGUGCAAAUUAUUUGACGAGCGUCCUGUGUGGCCAAGACAGUCACUUUAUGAACGUUUGAUUGAUGAUGGUGUGCAUGUGUCAACAAGCCAGUUCAAAAGCCUUUUGUUUAAAGCUGGAUACUACUUCUCUACUGGACCCUUUGGUAAAUUCUGGAUCAAAAAAGAAUAUGAUCCUCGUAAAGAUCCUGAGUCACGAAUAUAUCAGCGAAUUGAUUUUCGCAUGCCUCCUGAGCUAAGGAAUCUUCAAACGAAAAGGCACAAUGGAUCUGAGAAGUGGUCAGAGAUGUGCAAGCUUGAAAGGAUGCCAUCGAAAAGUUUCAUCUUCCUGCAAUUAUUUGAACUGAAAGAUGACUUCAUUCAAGCCGAAAUUAGAAAACCUUCUCAUCAAUCAACUUGCUCACAUUCGACAGGUUGGUUUUCUAAGCCAAUGAUUAAAAGUUUGAGGUUACAACUAUGCAUAAGGUUCCUCUCAUUAUGUCCUAAUGAAGAUGCCAAAACCCUUUUGAGAAGUUCCCAUCAACUUCUUGAAAGGUCCAAAAAGCAGGAAGCUAUUUGCAGAUCUGAGCAACUGAAGGAAAGAAAAGAUGUUGAUGAAGGUCUAGUCUCAUCUACUAGUCAAAUGCAUAUUUGUUUAAUACUUAUGGGCUCUGGCCGCUGGGUACCCUGCAGACAUAGUGUAUGUUUCGCGUUUCGUGAUUUGUAGACCUCUUACUGAGCAGUAUGAACUUGCUGCGUACCUGCAUCGUUCAAAACAAUUUUCAUUGAGCUAAUUAUAUACUGCUUCGAUGGCUUUAUUAAUCUAAUUUUGUGAACCAAGAUUCAUUUGGAGCUAUUUUAGGUUUGACUACUUAUGAGCUCACGAGAAAUUCCCAAAAGGUUUAUAGUACUAGAACAUGAUAGAAAACUUGACCUGUGAGUACAAUAUUCUCUUUGUUUGCACUGGACAUAUUAUCCACAUUCUAACUUUUUCUAGCACUAUGCUAUCUUUAAGGAAAUUCGUAGAAAAUACCCAAGUGCACUAUCUAGCUUAAAAAUGCUUAUGAACAAGGUUCAUGUUUCUAUAUCCCAUUUUCGUGCAUGCUAGGUUUGUACUUCUGUUUGUAUGGGCUUUGAUACAAGUUCAGGUCAAUUGGUAGCUCGUGUGUUCGAUGAACAAAUGUUUGUUCUUCUUCCUAGAGAGAUACU